AUGAAGUCACCGGGAGCGGUGAUCUCCCUCUACAUUCGUCAAUUUUUUCGGUGGACUGGUGUUCAGGUGUAUCGGUAAGCACACCCUUUUCACUUUUUUUUCAAAUGGAAAAGUGUAAACCGAUGACGAAUAUGCAAAUUUUUUACGAUUUCCGAUGUUAUCCCCGACCCACUUUUUCUUCGUCAUUUUUGCCACAAAUAAGAAAGUUUGAAAUGAAAACCAACAAGAACACUGAAAAAGGGACAGGGAAGAUUACUGUAGCUUUUUUCAAUUUUCAGGCACCCAGCACCAUUUUUCUGGAUCCCGGUGACACUCUCAUUUCUGGCAAUUCUUGGGCUCUUGCGAUUUUAUGAAGAAAAUCGGAUAUGGUAUUUGUACAGGUAUAUUGUGCAAUUCUGAAUAGUUGAAAAAUCGUCUUUCAGUCCCGAAAAAGCAGAUUCACAUUUCGAGCAUGCAGUUGCCAAUGAGUUUUUCAACGAUCGAGGAGGCAAGUUUUGGUUGGAAGUGAGUUUUUUCUCAUUAUUUUUAUUGAGUUGUCAAAAAUUCCCGACUAUUGAUUUCCUCGUCUAGAAUGUGUCACUAUGAUUCACUAGAAAUGAAUUUGCUUAAAUUCAUCCUAAUUGUUUCCAAAUGUUUCAAAAAUGCACAAAAAAUCAGCAAUGCACCCGAUGAUAAUUCUCGUCAUUCCUCAUGUCCAUAUAUCAUAAAUUGUUCCUCGGAAUUGCAUCAAUACCUGAUUUCCCUCCCCCCCACGAAUCCUUUUCCACACAAUUCGUGGCGUCGUUUAAGCAGAUAAGCUGGUUUUUUGGUGGCGGUGACGAUUGGAUAAGAAUUGCGACGGCACUGGAUUUAUCAUCGCGUAAUACCUGCGGGAGGGGAUGAAAGAUAAAAGAUUCGCUAUUGUCUGUGUCCGAAAUUAAUUUGGCCGGAGACAAUGAGGAACUAUUUUGUAAAGGAAGAGAAAGUAACCGUGUAAUCAUUUUUCCUUCAACUACUAUGAGUGUUACACAUUCUCCAGAUGAUUUCCGUUAUUUUAAGCGCUAGCGGGAAUCUGUUGCGUUUUUUUUUAACAAAGUUAUGCAUUUUCAAAGCUGGCAAUACUUUUGGGGCUGCUAAGACUACAAACUACACUUUCUGGACGCUGCUCUCGUGAAUUUAGGGGCUGCUUAGACUACGAACUAGAAGUGUUGGGCGCUGCUCUCGUGAAAAAGGGAAGAAUGCGUUCCUCCUGUUGUUUUUCGUCCGUUCCGUCUCGAUUCGUUUCGUUGAUCCGCCAGUACACAUUUUCUCUCAUUUUUUUUCGGUUAUCCGCCGUUCCAACUAAACGAACGGCAUCUGAUUGGACGAAUUCAGCGAAGCAUCAAUACUAACUGGUCUCUUAUGACUUUUUUGCGCCGAAAACUGGUGAAAAGUGAGAAACCGUUGACGAUCUGAUGAAAACGAAAAUUAGUGGGCGAAUGUCCGCUAAAAAUCUUCAGCUAAUAUUAUACACCCACAAAUCACACAAACAAAUUUCCUUAUCGAUAUUGUAUCACUCUUGAACGCACACUUUUUGGUCAGUAUUGCGUGUUGUAGACAUUGUCGGAGAUGGCGCGUAACAUUAGAAUCGCCGAAAAAAAAAAACUGGAUAAAAUCCCGCCGGCCGAGAGAAUAGUCUCUUUCUUGCGCAAUUUCAACCCGCGUCGCCGCCGAUUUCAUUUCCACUGGAAUUGUUUGGGAAGAGAGAGAGAGAGAGAGAGAAGAAGAGAAAAAGGAUACAGAAAAUUCUUGGAUUAGGGACGUAAUAGUACAAAUUACUUCAUUAGAGGGCAUCAGUGGUAUGCCGUGAUGCCGUCGAAUGCGGCCCACGCUGCUCGUCUUCUCCUGUGGAUUCCCGGCUACAACUCGUUCUAGUCUACCAAGUUAGAUGUACUCGUUGACGCCCUCGAUGAUUGUGCCAUUUUUGAUGCAAACCGGAUGAUCUAUGGCAAACGUGUAUCGCAACACUUUCGUUUUGUUAGUAUUGAUUCGCCAAAGCUGUAUUUUUGAAAUUUUGCGCGAUUACGCGAUUUUCCACCGUAACAACGUAACACACAUCAUUUUUUUCACUUUUUUCCAUCCAGAAAGUGAAGAAAAGGCUCUUCAAAAGUCAAUGACCACCUUCUCCUUCUCCUUCUCCCUCUUCUCCCUAAUCUCCCUCUUCCGAUCUUCACUCUCUCUUCUGCCAUACCGUUCCGACCGGUUGCGACCGAUUUGGAGGAGAGGCAAAAGCCAACGAAACGUUGGAACACUUUCGGGGGGGAUUUUUCAUAGAGUUUCACAAUAUUAUAGUGGAAACUGGUCAGAAUGACACCACAUCUUGACAAAAGGUAACUUUAUAAUUGUUUAUUAGAGCUCAAAACGUUGAAGUGUCUGACACGAAGAAAAACACAUUUCAGGUGACAAUAACAGCAAAAGACAUGAACAACUUGUUGCGUCGGGAUUAUUUGGACGGUGUGGACUCGCUCACCGAAUUCCUACAAUACAAUUUCACUGUGAAUUGUGACGGAGUCAAGGACGGAAAGGACGAGUGCUCUUUUUCGGAUUUGUGCUCGGGACAGUGCAAUGAUAAUCAGGUACUUUUAUGGUUUCUGUAGUUUUCCUCUGGUAACUCGACUUUGAUAUAAUUUAAAAAAAAGAGCAGAAAUUAUUUCGAGCAAAACCGAUAAGUUCUAGACAUACAAUAUCAGUGCAUUUCAGGUGAUACCCCUGUUCAACUUGAUCUACCGUAACGCUUCCUCGCGUCUUCAUCCGAAUUUCCGUCUGACCUACCCCACAAUGCACCUUUACAACGAUGAGUAUUAUGUUGGUGAACACUUUGCCGGCGUCAAAAUCGAUCCAAAGACUAAUGUGUGAGUUUUAAAGCUGUUUUGAAAUCCAAAAAACUGGUUGCGAAACCGUCUCAAGUCGCUUGUAGCAAUUUUAUUGAGUUUUGAGAUUUAGAGAGUAAAUUUGGCAAUUUAGAGAAACAUAUGAGCUGAAUAAAUUCACAACCAACAAAAACAGUGUAUUGCAAAAUGUCUUCAGAAUCUCGCGUGUCAAAGUGAUAGUGCUCUACUUCCGUACGGACCGUCAAACUCCUCAAAUCUCGCGAGUCAUCGACCGCUGGGAACAGAGUCUGUUCGAUUACGUGGAACAUUUCGACCACCCGACCCUCAACAUGACCCUAAACUCGGACGCGAUGAUCGCCCGCGAGGUCCGAACCAACGGACUCACCUGCAUUCCCUAUUUCUCGUUCUCUGUGAUGUUCGUCGUACUUUUCAUCAUGGUCACCAACAAAAGAGAGCAUUUCGUGUUCUCCCACUCGGUCGUCAUGAGUAUUCUCGGAAUCGCGGGACCGUUGAUGGCCGUUGGGACCACGUUCGGAUUCCUUUUUCUGUUCGGACUUCCCUUCAACUCCAUCACUCUCGUCAUGCCUUUUCUGAUCAUUGGCGUUGGAUGUGAUGAUGUUUUCAUUAUAAUUCAUGCGAUGAGGAAGACGGACAAGUCGGAAAGCCUCGAGGAUCAGAUCGCGGAGACGAUGGAAGAAGCGGGACCGUCGAUUACCGUAACCUCGGCCACCAAUAUUCUCUCGUUCGGCAUCGGAAUCGCCACUCCCACGCCCGCCAUUUCCCUAUUUUGCCUGUACACUUGCGUGGCCGUCGCCGUCGAUUUCAUCUAUCAAUUGACGUUCUUCGUAGCGGUUUUGGUGUUCGAGGAGAAGAGAUUGGAGAAAAUGAGAAGGGAUUCGGAGAAACCGCCGAUUGAGGAAGCCCCACAGCAGAAAAAGCAGGUGCUUUGUGAGUUUUGUACAAUCUUUCGAUUAUUUUCAAUACUUUUCCUUUUUCAAACAAAUUUUUCAGCCGUUCAAGCGUCGCUCCGUUCCGCCAAAGCCCUGGAGCAGCCACUUCCAGUCAACCCGGACGGAAUCGUCAGCAAAUAUUGUCGUUUUCUGAAGGACUGGCGCACUCGUCUCGCCCUUUUGCUGAUCCUCGUCGCCUAUUGGACGGCUUCGUAUCACGGGUGCAAAACGAUGGAGAUCAAAAUGGACACUACGAAUCUGAUAAUGAGCGACUCACCACUGAACAACAUCGCGUGGAUCUAUGAGAGAUUUCUAUGGAGCGAGGGACAAUUGGUACUGGUUUUUGUGAACAAUCCCCCGGAUUUAUCGAUCGAGGAGAACCAGCAUGAGGUGCUGGAGCUGGUCAAUCGCUUCGAGACCCUUCCCUAUUCGAUGGGCAAGAAUUCCACGUCGAUCUGGCUCCGCUCAUUCCUUUAUCAGAGUUCACUGUACCACAACAAACUGGGCUUCUUCAAUUUGCUCGACGAAUGGCUCGGAGACUCGGAAAACGGGGGAGCCCGAUGGAAUGACAUGUUGAGGUUGGAGAGGGAAAACGUAGGAAACGGAAGUAUUCGGGGAAUCGACAAAUUUAUGUUCGCGACCGCGUGUGCGAUGGGCGACGAUGCGAACUGGUCGACGAGGGAGAAGUUGCAGAAGCAGUGGAGGAAGGUGGCGCACGAGUACGAACACUUCAAUGUCACUGUUUUCCAGGUACGCGGCGGUUUGUUAUUGUAUGGAAAUGCAUAAAUUUUAACACUUUCAGAGCUAUUCGUUCUACAUUGACCAGUUGGACUCGAUCGGCGGGACCACUGCCUCUACCGUAAUCUGGGCGGCCAUCACAAUGGACUUGGCGUGUCUCCUGAUGAUUCCCGGCAUCAACUCCAUCCUAACUUCCACAAUUGCGAUGAUGUCCAUCAACGUGGGCGUCUUCGGACUUUUAUCGGUGUGGCACGUGAACCUGGACCCGAUCACCAUGUGCACCACCCUCAUGUCCAUCGGAUUUUCCGUCGACUUCACCGCCCACAUCUCCUACCACUACUACCGUAAUCCGACGAGCUGGACCACCGACGAACGGCUCGCCGACGCGUUGAAAUCGAUCGGAUGGCCGAUGAUCCAGGCGGCCAGCUCCACACUACUCUGCAUGGCUCCGUUAGUACUCAACACGAGUUAUAUGGUCAGUGUGUUCGUGAAGACCAUAUUCUUGGUUACUGUACUCGGCAUUCUACAUGGCAUCAUCUUUUUGCCGGCUCUCUUGCUCACGGUUAGUCGUUUUUUUGUGAGAAUGCAAAAAUUUAAUAUUUUCAGUCCGGUGACCUAUCUCGUCUAUUCGCUGGAAACAAGAAGAUCGAUCCGGCAGAUGAUGAAAAGAAACCUGAAAAAGAGAAGGAAAUUUCUGGAGAAAUUUCUCAAGCCUCCAGUUUUUCAAGCAAUAAUAGUCAGACUGCUCUAGUCAAAGAAGGUAACCGUUUUCAAUUUUUCAAUUUUUCAAAUAAGGCUUUUUUUGCAGGUACCGAACUGAAAUCAUUGCCACAACAACAACGAGGAUCCGGUUGAUUUUUAUUCAAGCAUGUCCAACAAUAAUUCUAAUCUUUUUCUGUUUCUCCCCUCUCCCUCCCCAAUCCAUCUGAAUUCCACGGGUACCACAUUUCCUCCGACUUCCAUUGACUUUUCUUUUUUUGAAUUGAUUUAAAAAAAAUGAAUACUUUUCUGAACUUUGACCCGAAAAGUCAUACGAUUUUCCAAUUCCGGCUUCUCGAAAAAAUCGAUUUUCUGAUAGAAGCGCAAUUUUAUAAUUUUAUGAUCAUUUCGUGGUUUUAUCAUACGAUUUUGGCAAAUUAAAAACGGAAUUAGAUGAUAAGAAAACGGAAAAAUCGUCAUUCUCCGCACCAUUCAACCUUUUUUGGAAAAGUAUAAGAAGUUGACAAUGAUAUCAGACUACCUCCUUUUUUGUGACUCUUUUUUUGUGGUCAAUACUUGGUCAGAUAUGUCUUAUUUCAUAUCCAGUCGACAAAAUAUUCUUCAUUUACCAUAGGUCUUGAAAUGUUGCUUAAAAAACCGGAAAUUGAAUCAUUUAUGUCAACAUUUUUUAGUAUGAAGGCCUUCCUGCUCCUGACGGUUCUUCUGCCCCUCUCCUCGGCCUUUGUGCUCCCAGAGCAGUCCCAAAAAGAGCAACUCUCGUCGGGAGUCUACACGAUUCCCUAUUCGGACGCGCUUUCCCGCAAACAACUUCUUUUCGCUGCCGGUGCCGCGUACGGUACCGCACCGCAACAGUGUCUGGACAAGGUUUUCACGGGAUCGCAAGUGCGUCGAGUCGUCGAGACGCGUUGUGACGUGGAUCCGGCGGACAAGUGCCUCGGGUACACGGCCGUCAGUCCGGCCGACAAGGCGAUUAUUGUCGUGUUCCGUGGCACCAACAAUAAUGUUCAACUCAUUUUGGAGGGUCUUGAGACCGUUUUCGAGUACCAUGUAAUCAUCACUUUUUUGUUGUUGAAAUCUCUAAGAAAAAAUUGAAUUUAGACCCCAUGGGCUGCCGGCGGUGUCGUCUCCCAGUACUUUAACGACGGAUUCCUGAACAUUUGGAACGGCGGACUCAAGGACGAUUUCAACGCGUUGGCCGCCAAGUACCCCGGAUACCAAGUUUGGGUACGUUUUUGUUUCUUUCGAAUGAGUAUAUAUAAAGCCUAAGUUCUAGAAACUUUGGGUCCCACCACGAAAAGUACAGUAACCCCCAGAUUUUCUAACUUUUCUAGAGCCUAGCCAUGAUUAUACUGAAUCGAAAUGGAUUAUUCAAUUUUCAGGUAGUCGGACACUCUCUGGGUGGUGCGAUGGCGUCUCUGGCCGCUUCCUACAUCACCUACAACAAGUUGUACGACGCCUCGAAGGUUCUUCUCGUCACUUAUGGUCAGCCACGUGUCGGAGACGCCGCCUACGCAAAGUCCGUCGAUCGGGACGUGACGAACGGAUUCCGAGUGACGCACGCGCAUGAUCCGGUGCCUCAUCUUCCGCAGGAAAACAUGCAGGGAUUCACGCACCAUAAGGCCGAGGUGUUCUACAAGGAGGCAAUGACCAAGUUCCUGAUUUGCGACGACGUCGACGAGAGUGCGUUCUGCUCGAAUGGACAGGUUCUUCCGGACGCUUCCAUCAAGGUACCGUUUUCUUAAAUCUAGAAGUUCAAAAAUAAUUAAAAAUUUCUGCAGGAUCAUCUCAACUACUUCGACCACAACGUCAGCGAUUUGGGAUAUUCCAACUGCGCCAAUGUCAAGGCCUAA
Messenger RNA from Caenorhabditis sp. 36 PRJEB53466, 7107 nucleotides. NCBI's taxonomy places the organism in Eukaryota, Metazoa, Nematoda, Chromadorea, Rhabditida, Rhabditidae. The record is from the annotation of a GenBank genome assembly.